UUUCCGCUCCCAGUUUAUCAAGAAGUAGAGUCUAGUCUAUAGACUAUUUAAUAAAGAAUAUAAUCUAGUAUUGGUAUACUAGUAUUAAUAUUAAGUAUAGUAUUAUAAAGUAAUAGAAUACUACAGCAACAAAAAGACAGAAGACUGAGAAACAAAUAACUGAAGACAUUAACAGAAAAUCUCAACUCUUGAGUCUCCUUGAAUCUGAUAUGCAGCAUGCCUCCGAAACAAAAAGUGCAUCUUGAUAAAGGAGCCUGGCAGUGGGCAGAGACAACAGAUUACACCAAAGUUACAGACGAACAUGUCAAAAUUGCAUACAGACUUAAUCUGUCUCCAUGUGAACCGGCUUCAUGCAAGCGCAACUGUAAAGGGAACCCUUUUUGUCUCAAUAAUAUUGGAGAAAAAAAAUGGUUUGGUACAUUUGAUGAAACCAAAUGGCUGAACUUUGACCCUGAUUCAGAACGGCGACAGAAGGGUCAUUUUGUUGGUUUGAAGAAUUUGGGUGCUACCUGUUAUGUGAACACUUUUCUUCAAUUAUGGUUCCACAACCCUAUCUUCAGAAGAGCUGUCUAUGAAUGGAGAGAUCCCAAUCUUCCAACAGUAUAUUAUGAAGGAUGGAAACCUGAUUCCAUAAUUGGACAUCUGCAAGUUAUUUUUGCUUUGUUACAGUACAGCAAUAGAUGCUUUGUUGACCCAUCUCCAUUGAUUGAAUGCAUUGGACUAGACACAGGCGAACAACAGGAUGCUCAAGAAUUCUCCAAGCUCUUUCUUCAUCAGAUGGAGUCAGCACUAUCAGGCAGUGUUCCAGAUAAAGAAAAUGUUAUAGUCCAACAGUUUUGUGGAAGUUAUUGCUAUGUUACAGUAUGCCAGAACUGUCAGAGUCAGUCUGAGACUCUAGCCACCUUUUAUGAGCUUGACCUCAACAUCAGAGGUCACUCAACGCUGGACGCCUCAAUCAGGGACUUUCUCCAAGAGGAGAAGCUGGAAGGAGACAACCAGUACAUGUGCAAUGUGUGCUGCAGCAAGCAGAAUGCCACUCGGACAAUCAAACUGAUCAAACUGCCUCCAGUUCUCAACUUACAACUUCUUAGAUUUGUAUUUGACAAGAGCAAAGGUCACAAGAAGAAGCUUAGCAGCUUUAUACAGUUUCCCGAAACUCUGGACAUGUCUCCUUAUUUGGAUGUAGGUAAUAGUGGAGACUCCUCUUAUGAACUAACAGCAGUGCUCAUCCACAGAGGCCCCACUGCUUACAGUGGCCAUUAUAUUGCACAUAUUCGUGAGCAAGAAGAUACUGGAGCCUGGUACAAAUAUAAUGAUGAAGAAAUUGAGAAGAUGAAUAACAAGAAAUUAGAGCUAGGAAAGGAGGAAGAUAUUUUGGCCACAGAGAACAACACAGAGAAGGCCCCAAAGGCCAGCAAGGGAAACCACUCUUCUAGAAAUGCAUACAUGUUGGUCUACAGAAAAUGUAAACAAGAGAACAAUGGGGAGAAAACACCAACAGUAACUGAGAACUUACUUCCCCCUGCAGUCAGGGGUUAUGUUGAACAUGACAAUCAAGAGUUUGAAAAUUGGAUCCUAACAAUGCUGGAAAAUCAGGAACAAAAUAUCAAUGAAGUGAGACAAGGCUAUGAGGACAUGAGAACCUUGUACACAACACUCCCUGUCAAAUCUCUGGAUGAGCCCUGGGAGUGGGUAUCUCUGCAGUGGUUGGUCAAGUGGCUGGCAGAGCCAAAGAAAAUAGAUCAGGUGGUAAAUAGAGUUCCCAAGUGUCCCCACAACAAGUUGCCCCCUGAUGAAGUAGUCAAGUUAAAAUGUAUAUCCAGUGUAGUGGGUGAUCAAUUGUUUUCCAAAUAUCCUAUCAAUAAAAGGUAUCCAGGAGAGUCCUUGCUUUGUGAAAAAUGCAUUCGCCAAAGAUGUCGUGAGAUAAGAUUUCGUUUGUGUAUGUCUGAUGAUGAUAAACUUUUUAGCAGUAAAAAAAGUAUUACCAGUAUGGAGUCCAGUGAGGACUGUUAUUGGGUGAGCACAAAACAUUUACGCAGUUGGAAAAAGUUUGCAAUGGAUGAAAUUUCAUCAAAACCUGUCACAAUAUCCAUUCAGGCAUCAAGUCAAGGAUCUGCUAAUUUGGACAUAGCUCCUUCUUCUUGUCUAUCUAGUGACCAAGAAGCCUCAUCCUCUUCUGCAUCUUCUAGCUCAGGUAUGUUUAGCAAUCUGGACACUACUCACCAGGAGUCAAAAUCUCAGAGUCCAAGAGACGACCUAAAAGGGCAGGAUGACCAAUCAAAGAUCUCAGCGUUCUCCUCUUCCCUGUCAGAACAGCUGGCGGUGCAGAAGUCUUUGAAACAAACAGACAAACAAUCUUUCCCACCUGCUCAAAGCUCUUUCAGCUGGCAGUACUCUGAAACUAAGUCUCCGCAGAGCAAGCAGGAUAAAUCUGGUAAUCUCAAGCUGUCUCCAUUUUCAAAUGAAAAGAACUCUGCUUGUGAGAGCCCAGACAGUGGGAUCAUUGUUCUGAAGCCAGGGUCAGGAGACGACACUGUGGAUGAGAUGGGAGAGCAGCACAGGGUUAAAGAGAAAGUAGGCAAUGGUAAAAUCAAAGCAGCAGAAGUCAGCAUGGAGGACCUACAGAGCUAUGAUGAGGAGAAAGAAGAAAGAUUUAAUGAUGACAUUCUCUGUGAGCAUGGUAACCUGAGAAUUGAUGAGAGUGGGCGUCGUCUUGUCUCUAAAAAUGUUUGGGAAAGGUUACUCUACUACUUCCCACACAUGAAACCAUUCACUUUAUAUUCUCCACUUUGUGAGGAAUGCUGGUCACUUCAGCAGUUUGAGCAGCAGUUGAAAGAGUCGAGGAAAAUUGCAGGCCAAGGUCAGAGAGAUGACCUUCUUAACCUCUACCACAUGAAGAGCCGUCCCAAAAUCGGAGAUGAUUGGUCUGGCCGCUCGGCAUUUGUUGUUAGCACCAGUUUUGUGGAUGGCUGGAGAAAAUUUGUGAAACAUUCAGUGAAGAGUGAAAGUGUCCAAGAGAUUGUGAAUGCACCAUUAUUGUGUGAGCACAGCUUACUGUUGUAUAAACCUGAAGAUAUGAAUUCACCUGAUAAUGCUACCAGGUUUACUCUGGUCUGGGAUGAAGAGUGGGAGAAACUGACCAAUUAUUUUGCUUACGAUGUUGAGAUAAAAGUAUCCCAGGAGAUUCAGGCAGAUGGCAAGAUGAAUGUGGUCACAGCACCAGGAGUGUGCAGCACAUGUCUGAAUGAAAGAAUUCGUCAAGAGGAAGAAGGGAAGUAUAUUUUCUCGCGGCAAGUCAUCUAUGUAAGAAAGGUGGUUGAUGGAACCAACAUGGAAGCUAUACUUAAAAGUGAAGAGCUCAAGGAAAAUGGGAAGGGGUAUAAUUAUGAUCCAGAAUUCAAUGCUCCGCCUCAUCAGAAGCUAAAAUGUGCAGAACCUCCACCAGAGAAGAUAGCCAAGCUGGACAAUUCUCAGCCACGUAAAAGUUCAAGACAUAGAAAGACAAGGGGAGAGAAGGAGCUUGUAGUGUCUUCAAACAUGACUCUAAAAGAAUUGAAAAUACAGCUCUUUAAUCUAUGCAGUGUGCCUCCAUUUGAUCAAAAUUUGUCUCUGGAUGGCAGGAAUCUUAAAAAUGAUGAAAGUACUCUUCAAGACUUAAAAGUCUACCCUCAGUGUGUUCUCUUUCUAAAAGAUGAUGAACCAGUAGGUGAAAGUUCUACUUCUGUUGAUGACUACUUGAGUGUUCCAACAAGACCAGAAGAAGGAUUCAAGGGAACUAACCUUCUUGGCAGAUAGAAUUUCUAUUCAAAGUCUACAAAGGUGCAAUAUACAUAUGAAGUACUUACCCCAAUUAUUUAUUGACUACAUUGACAAGAAGCCAUUGUACGCAUGUUUGCAUAUACUGUGAGUACUACACAGAGAAACCAAGCUAGCCAGUAUUUCCAUGGAAGAUGAAAGAUAUUAUCUUGUAUAAUAUAUAUUUUUUUUUUCAUGAAUUUAUAAUCUCAACCCUGUGAAACAUGUUCACAUAUAGAUAGUGCUUUAAAAAAAAAGUGUAUUUUCGGAUCAAAUACUUUGGUGUAUAGUGGCUUGUUUCCACUGACUUCAUUCAUUUAGUCUUGACCAAUGUAUGAUUAGUGUUAUUCAAAUUCCUUUAAAACAAAAGGGUGUGUUCUGAAGGGAGGAGUCCACAGUACAACAUAAAACAGAUGUGGGUGGCUCAUACAUUUCAAUAGGCAUGUGUUAAAAAAAUUAAAUUGCAAUAUGCUGUGAUUUUUUUUUUUCUGUCCCUGACACUGGUAACACUCUUCUGCAAGGAUGUGCUCGUAAUACUAAACACCACAGGCAAUUCUCAAAAUACAGGAUAUAAGAUGCUACAGUGAAACUGCUUAUGGUUUGGUUCUAAAAGUAUGCAACAUAAGCCAAAAUAUGUCAAUCAAAGUUGACCCAUUUUUGCCUACUGGAUCUACAAGGCUAUCUGGCUAGGCAUUGAAUUGCAGCACUAACAUUUCUCAACAAAACCCUCAGUGUUUUAAUUGUUCUUAUUUUUUAUUUAAAUAUAAUUUGUGAGUUCUCAUUCUUGUAUUAUCUCAGGUCUUAGAAAGUUCUCCUAUUUCCUCUGCACCUGCCUGUCUAAGCAUCAGUAUGCCACUCAAUCAGGCUGUGGCAGCAAUUUCAACCAAAAAAACAUUUCUGCAGUUUAUCUUCUAAAAAAAAAAAAAAGUUCCCCUUUCAGACCAUGCAGUCUAUAGGGCAGAUGAUGUAAAGAUCAUCUGUUUCUGUGACCCACGGUUAACGAGGGUGUCAUGUGGUCAGAAUAGUGAACAACGGCUUUUAUUUUCCACAAUUAAUGUCAUUUACCCUUUAGAGCUGGGUAAACUCAGAGGUGCCAUAAAGAUCCCAAAAUUAUAAAUCCCAGUCUUCACCAGCAUUACAUCCGGGAACCUCCAGUUCAUAAGCCAAGCACUUUACCACUUAGCCUCCUGCUGCUUGAAAAUUACAGAACACUAUUGGGCACAUUAAAAUACAUCAAAAGUGUCGUGUUUAUUUGUGAAUCUGUUUCACUUAGUACAUCUCACUGGGCUGUUAGCUCUAUGCAAUUACAUCCUAGGCCUACAUACUUGAAAUGUAGAAGAUUAUAUAUCUAUAAAUACCAGUAGUGAAUAAUGUUAUGAUAUGGGUAUGCUGGUUUUUUUUUAUACCUCAAUCAUUUUCUUUGAGGAUAAUUUAGGUUAAGCUAAAUGUUUUGGAUUCUAAACCAUGACCUCUUAAGCUGACAAUGAGGUUUGAUUGUUAACAUUGGGCUUAACAAUAUUGUCUAAGUACACUGAAUAUUUGUUUAAAAUUUAUUUUGAAAAAAGUGUUGUUUUUUUCCCUCAUUUGUUUAUUGAUAAAUUGAUUUACAGAUCUUUCAGCUUUAACGUGUGUUGACAAUUUUGCAUUUUUGUUUUGGGUUUGCAAAAAUGUUUGCCUUUACUUUUGGUCUUAUACAAUUUAUUUUCUGUGAACCAAAAAAAACACAUUUUCUAAUAUUUGGUAAUUGCAAUUUUAUUUGUAUUAACCAACAUUAAAUGUUUCUCCAAAUAAAAUCUUUAGUUACCAGCAUAUUCAGAGAUUUAUUGCUAUUCUUAAUGUUUCUAUACCUUGCCACUUUAGAAGUUCACCUUCAAUGAAGUCCAGUAGGGAAUAUGCGCCAUUAUUCCAUUGAUUAUUGGAAAGGAUUUCUUCCAAUAGACAGGCAUGGUUCGAGGGCUCUUCACCCCCCCCCCCCACCCCUAAGUCUUGUCAAAGGGACUAGAUUUAAAGAGUAUCUGUUUUCUAAGUGUCUAUAAAAACUUCUUGUUGAAACUUAAAACAACCAGAGCUAAGGUGUAUUAUGCUCUUCUUACUGUCAGCUAGAACUCUAACCCAGCACUCCCCUGCCGUCCUGUGGGAGGCCUGGGCUAAGAUAUAAUAAUCCUUUCUGAAGGAACUUGCAAAAGUUAUUAAACAAAGCUGUUAGCCUUGAUUGAAAAUCUAGCUCUCGCAGACAUCUUUGUGUUCAAUACUUUCCUUCUGCUUCAAGCGAACAUUAAACUCCUAAUUUUUAUCAAGGGAAGUGGUAACUGACAGAUUUUUUGUUUCUGAAAUACUAGGUUUAUUUUUGUAAUCUUUGUGCUGUCACUUUGAGCUCUACAUAAGAGACUAGCUAACUGUGAAAUAGACUCAGAACUGUGUCAUUUGUUGCCAUUUUGUUUAUGGAGGUAUUUCAGUAAAUCAAUGUCACGGAGUCAACUGGACUUAGUUUAUCACUGUGUUUUGAUCACUCUGAGCAUUUUAAUCAACCCUACAUAUAUUAUUUCAUUAAGGUUGUCCUUUGUGGUUGUACAGACCUUGUUGGUAAUUUCUAGAUGGACAUUUCUAGACUGAUUUAAAUGGUCAUUUAGUUAGCCUUUACAUUUUUCAAAACUAUUAAGCAACUUUCAACAGGCUGAAAUUAAAGAAUCUCUUGCAGACUGCAAAUAUUUGAUGGAAUUUGAUGACAAGAUAUGAUGAGGAUUGAAAACCAGUUCAUAAUCAAAUAAUUUUCUGAUUAAAUUUUUUUUUUUUUUUUUUAAUGUGUCAGUAGCACUAUGUUUUAUACUAAUUUUAUUUAAAUUGAGUUACUCUAACAUUUUAGUGAAUGAGACCUAGCUGUUAAAUUUGUUUGAUAUAAGUUCAAAUCAAAUUUCCUCUCAUUUCUCAUUUUUUUGAAAACCCAAUUCAUUUAUCUCCCUUUCUUCUCACCAUUUAGUUGGCAUCAAAUAAUUUACAAUGUUACUAUUGUGACCUGUGCCAGAAUGUCUUUAUUAGCUCGUUGUAUAUAAUGUAUUAUAGUAUAAUAUAGUCCAACGUAUUCAUGAACCCAUGCAGGAUCAUAAUUCUCCUCAAGGGAAAACUAUGACAACCAUCCAUGUAUUUACUGUAAAUAGAGAGUGUUAUUAUUUAUUAACUCUUUGUCAGCCUCUCACCCCUAGUGGGUGAAGCUUAUUAUAAAAACUAUAUAUAUGUAUGUGACGCCAUUACCCACAUUUUCAAGUAUACAAAAAAAAAACACUUUAUUUUUGUUGUGUAUCCUUUAAACUUUGUCACUUUUUCUGUAGAAUUUUUUUUUUUUGAGUCAACACUUUGAAAAGAGAAAGUGUUGGCAGAUGUCAUACUUUUGUUUAGAGACAGUAAUGCUCUCUAUUAGUUCAGAGAAAACAGUAAUGAUAACAUUGACAAUAUAGACCUUCGUGCCGCCAAUUGUGAUUAUUUUCUAUUAUAUUUUCUAAUGGAAUAUGAAAGCAAGUAAAUCAACUGUUUUUUUAAAUUUGGCAGGAUUUGUUCAUCUCUGCUGUUUCUUUGCUCAAUAUUUCAGAAAGGUUUUUUAUUGGCCAGCGUAGCUACCAAGUAAUUGUGUAAUUUCCCCCAGCCAUUGCCAAGUAGCCAUUUUGUUUACUUUUAAUUUCUCCUUGGUUUUCAAAGCCUUUCAUUUUCAAAGACAUUUUUGCUUGUAUGUUUGACGAUGUUACUCACCCUUCUCAUAUUUCAUGCUUCAUGUUGAAUGUAUAACUAUGCUUAAUGAAUAGAUUAAUACAUAACAUUAGUAGAGCUAAACAUUAGCUUUAGCUCAUUGAGUUGGUCUCAAUUUCAUGUGCAACAAGAAAGAUGUCAUGAUUUUUGGAAGUUUAAUUAUUAUAUUUUCAUAGGACUAGUUAAAAAAUUUUUUUUCUUUAGAUGAUUUGGUCCUUGGGGUAAAUUGAGGUAACCACUAACUUGACUGAUGGCAUUUAGUGCUUUGUAGCCAGCCAAUGCUACUCCCUCAGGUAUUUGUUUAUAGCUGGGGGACCAUAAAGUGACUUGAGCCUUGGUCUCUAUUUCAAAUCUCACCCCUGCCCCACUAUUUUCUGUUUCCUUAUGAACCUGAUUGCUUGUUGGUAAACUGGCCUGCAGACAAUUAUUGAUUACAUUGCCUGCUGUAGUGACCCAAAUCAUGUUUUAUAAUCAUUGAAUAUUGACCUACAUUAGAACACAGGUGGCUUACAAAACUUGACCAAAGUUGACUUAAUUGAUUUCCAAGGUUUUUAUGUGUUAGGUUUUUUAAUGCAGAAUAGCUUAUCUAUCCUUUUAUCUGCGAAAGUAAGAAAAUUAAAUUAUUUGUUGAGAAAUUUAAUUUUUUUUAAAUAUCAAAAUGAAAAUAAUUAAAAUAAUUUGUGCAACCUGCUACCACCUAAUUUAUGUGGAAUAACUUAUGACCUAGUUGCUUGAGUUUAUCUUAAUUCUUAGAAAACAACAAACCAUUUCUAUCACAUCUCAAAAAAUCUUAAUAUUAAGCAACUUUCAACAGGCUGAAAUUUAAAAAUCUCUUGCAGACUGCAAAUAUUUGAUUUGAUGACAAGAUAUGAUAAGGAUUGUCAACUUAUUUUAUUUUGUGGGCUGUCAGCCCAAAAUUGUACACAUAAUAUAUUUUCCAGGAGAAAAUUUAAAGUCUUUUGUCAUUAUGAAGUUUUUGCUUUAUUUCUGUCAACUAAGAACUCGGGUUUGAUUUAGACUAGAUUAACACUUGACUUGAAUAAAUUAUUUUUGUUGAUAAAAAA
This is a messenger RNA of Biomphalaria glabrata, 8597 nucleotides long. Its product is annotated as ubiquitin carboxyl-terminal hydrolase 48-like. Bases 217 to 3795 code for a protein of 1192 amino acids. Gene Ontology annotation, molecular function: cysteine-type deubiquitinase activity; cysteine-type endopeptidase activity; protein binding. The record is from RefSeq and is a predicted model, not a curated record. Gene Ontology annotation, cellular component: nucleus; cytosol. Gene Ontology annotation, biological process: protein deubiquitination. Lineage: Eukaryota; Metazoa; Mollusca; Gastropoda; Planorbidae. The transcript is spliced from 26 exons.